AAUGACAGCUCCCCCCCACACACAUGGAAGAAAGACUGAGGGAAGCAGCUGCAUUGGGGGACCUCGAAGAAGUGCAAAAGCUGCUGAUCUCCGGGGUGGAUGUCAACUCCCAGAAUGAGAUCAACGUGGAGGAUUUGGAGGCCGAGGAAAUUAAACCUGAACCAGAUUUAUCUUUCAUCCCGAAUUAUCUCUCCAACCCGCCUUUCCCGUUCGGUUACGCCCGCGACAGCGCGGUGAAGCAGGAGGCCGCCCCCGGGGCGUUCUCUGAGAACGGAGGUCCGCACGUAGCCCCGCCCCCCCCGAGCUUCCCUCUGCUCAGUAACGGGGGGGAGAACAUCCACCUGGCGGCGGCGGCGAAGAAGGACGACACGUUCCCGGCUUUGUUCUAUAACGGCGACGUUCAGAUCCCGGCGGAAUGUUCGCACUCGCCGGUGCCGCCGGGAUCCGUGUGCCAGACGCCGGCCUCCCAGAACCGCGGCAUGUUCUCGCCCGUCGCAUCUAAUCUUCCGCACGGCGCCGCCCAUGGUGGACCUAUGCAAGUCUUCCAGCCGUUCUUCUUCACCGGAGCCUUCCCCUCCAACAUGAAAGAUCUGGUCCUGAAAGUGAGAAUUCAGAGUAACGCCCCCGGGGACAACGACUUCAUCGAGGUGGAGAUGGACAGGGAGGCGCUGAGCUACAGGGACCUGCUCCGAGUCUGCUGCUAUGAGAUGGGUGUCAGUCCAGACAACGUGGAGAGGAUCCGCAAACUGCCGAACACCAUGCUCCGGAAGGAUAAGGAUGUCGCGCGGCUUCAGGACUUCCAGGAACUGGAACUGGUUCUGAAAUACGAUCACAGUCCCUUCAGGAGCGGCGCGGGGACGCUGACGGAGAGGCCGUGCUUCAAUAAGAAGGCCUCGCACCUCACCUACUGACAGC
Messenger RNA from Nanorana parkeri, 915 nucleotides. It is a transcript of the gene ANKRD40, whose product is annotated as ankyrin repeat domain 40. The record is from RefSeq and is a predicted model, not a curated record. The transcript has 5 exons. NCBI's taxonomy places the organism in Eukaryota, Metazoa, Chordata, Amphibia, Anura, Dicroglossidae. Bases 24 to 911 code for a protein of 295 amino acids.